UGGCCGCCAGUAGCCAUUUAGCCGUGGAUUCAGUGCGGGUCGCUGUUAAAUAUCUAUCUUCAAUAUAUUUUAUACACUCCUUCUACCAGGUCAGUCGUAUCAGUGCACACCAUUGAAUUCAGUGAGAUAACGGCGAUAAAUUGUGUCACCAUGUCUGUUGUGUACAUAGAGAUAAGGCCAUAUUGCUGAUUAAGGUGACUUUAAAAUCUCCUUGGACGUUGAACGUCUCGCCUGACCAGGUGUACGUGUCAAGAGAGACAAAACACCUAAAUGGCGACUGGGGGCGUGUACCUGCCACCAAGAGAAAUAUAACUGGAGAAAGUACAGGUGUUGGAGCUAUAAGACAUGUCUCUGUCCAAGAUCCUAGCGGACGAUUUCCUAACGUGCAGCAUAUGCCUUGGAAAGUUCAAAGACCCCAAGGUCCUCGGCUGUACACAUACGUUUUGUCAGCAUUGCCUCCAAGACCAUUUGGACAGAAACUUCAAAGGUCAGCCUGACUUCCCUUGUCCUAUCUGUAGGGGUCAAUGUGUCCUCCCCGGGGGCGGUGUUAGUGGUUUACAAACAAAUCAUCUUCUGGUCAGCAUAUCACACACACUUAAUCAAGUAGAAAAAGCCAAGGCUGCUAAGAAAUGUGAAGUGUGUUGUCUGAAAAAUGUCCGCAAUCCACCCACGGCAACAAAACGUUGUUUGGACUGCAAGGAAAGUAUGUGUGAAGCUUGUUCUUCAGACCAUCUGCUUCAUAAGUUAAAUCGCGACCACAAACUGUUUCCUGUCGACCAGUUUGACAGUGACGAUUACGUGACAGAGCUGCGUGCCCGACAAAACACCCUUUGUGACCACAACAACAAGGACCCCGUAGAAAUCUUCUGUCCAGUGUGUAAAAAGUUCAUCUGCGUUGGUUGUAUGGUUUUAGAACACCAGGGGCACAAUUGCCUAAGAAUCAACAUUGCUGCUGACAAACGCAAGGAAAAACUAAAAUUUCACGUGAAGCCCAUCGAGAAGAAAAGUCUUCUCUUCGAUCAGUUCAAAACCGCUGCUGAAGACCAGAAAGCAUCAGUAGAAGAAGGAAGAAAGACAGCAAAGUCUCAAGUUAAGAAGCAGUUAGAGCUAAUAAUUCAGCUGGCCAGUCAACGUGCCGAUAAUCUUCUGAAAGAAAUAGACACCAAAUUGAAUGCUAAAUUAGAUACUUUAAAUGAAUUAAUUGAAACUGCAACCGCCAACCAAAACCGACUGGACGACGUUGUUGACUUCUCGAGAAAGCUCAUAAACCACGGGAACGAUAUGGAUGUUCUGCAAAUGGCACUAGUCUGUGAGCAAAGCGUCGAGAGCGUUCAGACUAUCGACAUCCCGACCCUGCCUGCAGCCAUGACCAGGCUCCAGCUUAUCACCAAAGACAUGGAGGAGUGCGUUACCAAUAUCAACAGUUGCCUUGGAGACGUGGUUCCCGCUGCCAGUGGAAGAUUGGUGACAUCAUUCAAAGAAGAACUGAGCAAGUGUCCCGAGGAAGUGAUCAGUCGCUUGACCACUGAUGCGAAUUGCGACAUCCUCAUUAGUAUUUUUUGUAAGGAUAAGGCACGAAACAGGAUCAAUAUCUACGAUAACAACUUUGUCCUACAAGACACGAUUCCUAACCCAAGAGCAGCAGAAAAGGAAUCCUUUGCCGGUAUUGCCAUUGAUGAUGACAGUCACAUCGUCACUAGAUGUCAGGGAUCAAAUGAAAUCAUUGCCUUCACCAAAACAGGGGACCAAGUCAGAACAUUCCACAGUAAGUCACCACAUGCAGUAGCGGUCAACAGCAAGGGUCACUAUGUUGUAGCCGGUUUCAAUACCCUGACUGUGCACCACAAGGAUGGCAAGGUCCUGCAGACGGCACCAGACCCAGGGGGUAAAUAUACUAAACACAUCCACUGUGACGUGAAUGAUGGCGCCAUAGUCUCAGAUCCAGCAUCUCAUCACAUCCGUGUCUACGAUUCCACUCUCCAGCUCAAAUACAGAUAUGGUACCCAGGGUGCUGGGGAUGGACAGGUGGGCAGACCGUGCGGCACGUGCUGCUUGGAUAAUGGAGACAUAAUUGUAACAGACCCCGGCAACUACCGUCUACACCUGGUGUCACCAGAUGGGGAAUUCAAGCAGAUUCUUUUAAGCAAAGAAGAUGGAAUUCGCGUUCCUGUAGAUGUAGUACUGAAUCGUUUUGGACAACUGGUAGUCGGGGAAGAGAGAGGUGGGAUUAAAGUUUUCCAGUUAUGACUCAUGAUAUCAAACUAACAAUGGACACCGAUUAUAUGAUUGAUAAUACAAAAGACUAAAUCGAUUCUUACUUACAAUGUAAUGUCAGCCGGCCUCGUGUAAAACUUAUGAGACGUGGACCAUAAACGUUUUGUUUCAGUAUAAUUCCUCGGCCCAUUGGUUGCAUAUCCUUUAAGGGCGAAAAUUGUUAUCUGUAACUAAACAGGCAUAUGAUGUCACAGAAUAUUGUAAAUCUGUAUUUGUGCACCACGCAUAUUGUUGUAAUACAAACAUUAAUUGUUACCUGGUUAUACUGGAAAUGACUGAAAAAAAUUAGCAUCUGUAAUUUUUGGGAAAGAAGAAAUAUGUCAAAGCAACUGGAUUCUGAAUAUGUCAAGGUUUAUACUGUUACAAGUAUCACUCCUGUAUUAUUUUUUUUUCAGUUUUAGAGAAUUGUUUCCCCUGUAAAAUAAUCUACUGUAUUGAUGUUUAAAAUUAUUUUAUUUAUGUAUUUACACUGUUGCAAUGCAUGUAUCAUUCUGAGAGGACAGAGAGGCGUUUGUUAUAAAUUGUACGAAUGGGAAAAUUUAAUUGAAAUGUUAAUU
Lingula anatina is the source of this 2831-nucleotide messenger RNA. Its product is annotated as E3 ubiquitin-protein ligase TRIM56. Gene Ontology annotation, molecular function: zinc ion binding. The record is from RefSeq and is a predicted model, not a curated record. NCBI's taxonomy places the organism in Eukaryota, Metazoa, Brachiopoda, Lingulata, Lingulida, Lingulidae.